AUGAGCCAAGCUAAUGAGGGUGUGUUUGUUCCCAAGCUACAUCUCUCGCCACGUGUUGAGCUCCUCAUAGGAGGUGCUAACACACUAGCACUUCCAGCAGUACCUCCAGGUACUUGUCUCAUGGAUUACGUCGAGAGAGUGCUGGAAUUACUUGAGGAGAAAGUGAGGAAAUCGGUGUUGUGUUUUGAAACUAGAAAGCAGUUCGUUGCUCAGGUUUUGUGUUUUUUUUGGUUGCGCGUGAUUGAGUACGAUGCAGAGCGUUUCAACAAGGUUGUUCUCUUUGAUGUGAAGGACUUUCAUUUUUUAACCUUUAUUAACUUGGGCCCCUCUUUCCCCCGUGAUUAUUGUCUAUAAUUACAGCAACAAGCACCAAAGAUUGUGCUGCAGUCACUGUAUCAUAACAGCCCUCGAGAGCCAUACUCCAAGGAACUCACAGAACAGAGAUACAACCCCCAAUGGACUCCAGAAGAGAUGGUGAAGAACAUAAAGGAAGUGAUCCUUGCAAAUGUUUCUGCAUUUCAGCAAUCAUCCAUUAGGACAUCCUGAAAAAAGUAUAUAUAAUUUGAAUAUACAUUGAGGUUUAAAGCCCAGUUUCUUUUGUGACAGGUAUGGGGGUUGACUUAUUUGUGGGUAAUAUUUUCAAAUGGUUAAAAUGUUGAUACCUGUAAUAUAUCUGUAAUUAGUUUUGUUUUUUCUGCCCUUGCAGUCCAACCUGGACUCAGGAUUUUCUGUUGAUUACAUAUUUGACCAGGCUCUUGUUGUUUGCAGCCUGUUUCUAUGAUCCCUGCACUGUGGGUGAUAACAUUAGAGGAGUAUUGAAGUAGGGCUAUUAGCUCAUGCUAGGCAAGUCUUGCUAAAACCAUAUGAACAUAAGAAUAAAGGAGCACUGCAGUAGGCCCAUGCUAGGUAGGACCUUCUCAAACCCAACCCUUUUCACUUUAUUUAUCCAGCUUGUAUUUUAAAGCCAUUUCCACCAAAAAAGAAAGAAAAUGCCUAUACUUUAUUGUUGAAAUGUUUCACCUACACAGUAGACCUCUUCAGAAGCCAACAAGUUGAUGAUUAAGACGUGUGUAACAAUAAAGAUACCUAACUGUUGCACAUGUGUCUUAAUCAUCAACUUUUUGGUAUUUUAUACCAUUUUCAACAUAACCUUCACUUUACCAUUCACUCAAUUACUGUCUUGCCAAAAGUCUGCUAACAUCACAGUACAGAUGACCCUCCAAUUAAGAUUAUCUCCACUUGUCCUUCAGUGUUUCAGUCACUUUCCUUUCCACUUCCAAGACUUGAAUUUGAUUAACCGGUUUUCCUGAAUGUCUUCUUAAAUGUUAUCUUGCUUACACUCCAACAGCACGUCAAGCCAUAAAUAUCACUUGUCUCCACUCUCUUUGAUCUAAAAUGCUCACACAAGCUUGCUAUAUGCUUAAGCCCCUAGCACUUUAAAUCUCCUUCAUCCCCUCCCUCUAACCACUCUGAUACAGCCUCUGUUUCUCCCUCCUUCCUUCCAUCCUCAAUUUAUACACCCUUAUAAUUAUCCUGUUUUUCUCUCUCGACCUCUUCUCAGUCCUCCAAGAACAGGUUCUCUGCAUAAUAUUCACACUACAUUGUCCUCAAACAUGACAUCACUGCCUCUAGUCUCCUGUUCACUGUAAUGUUUAAAGCCUGUGCCUUAUACUCUGUAUAACAUUGUCGAUAUCAUUACUGUCUGGUACCUCUACCCCCUCUCCCUUUUGUUAUUUUUCCUCCAUGGAUAAAGUUUUAUUUCCACACAUGCUUCAAUGCAUCCCCCUCCCCCUCAUCAUGUAUUUUAUGGUUGACCUAAUCUUUCAUAGACCCAACUAUUGAUAAAUCAACCCCAAAUAUUUGAAAAAAUUUUGCUUCCUCCAUACUUUCUCCCUUCAUUGUCAUAUCUGAUUUUCCACUUCGUAGAUUUUUUGUUCCUCUCAUCACCUUGUUCUUUCCUGUGUUUGCUUUUAAUUUCCCACUUUUACACAUCUUUCUAAAUUUAUUUACAAACCUUAGUAACUUUUCUAGAAAGUCUCCCAAAAGAACCAUGUCACUGACAGGAUAGGUAAAUGAAAAUGAUUUUAGUCACAAAAAAAUGCUCAUACAAUGCUUCAUGGAGAAAGUUGCUAAAGUCUGGGGAAGGAAGUGUAAAGGGGGGAGCUUAUAAUAUAUCUAGGAAAUUUAAAGGUUGUGUAAAUAAGCAGUUUUGUGCAAAUGAAAACACACUGAGAACUAAAUUAGAAUAGAAAUUAUUAAAUAUUAAUAUGUAGGUACACAAAAAUGGUGCUUCACUUAAGUGCAGGUUAUGAAUAAUUUUUAUCUAGUUGUAUUCACAUGUAUCACUAUUACAUAUAGUAUUAAUAUGUACCAGAGAUAAAAGACCUUGUUUAUUUGCUAUUAAUUUGAUUUUCCAAUUAUUGCAUUUUGAAUUUUUUUGUAUUUUUUACUUUUGUAUUGUAGAUUACAAAGCUCAAAGGAGCCUUAAUUAAAAAAGAAAAAUGUAACCCAUAUUUAUUAAUAAAUUUGUUAAUACA
This is a messenger RNA of Cherax quadricarinatus, 2537 nucleotides long. NCBI's taxonomy places the organism in Eukaryota, Metazoa, Arthropoda, Malacostraca, Decapoda, Parastacidae. The record is from RefSeq and is a predicted model, not a curated record.